GAUUGUCGCAUGUUUUUCAACAUCAAGCCCCCAUCUAGUACAUUCAUUUGCGGCGCCCAGGGCUCCGGAAAGAGCCACACCCUGUCCUGUAUCUUGGAGAACUGCCUCAUCACGUCCAAGGCUGGGAACUUGUCCAGUCCCUUGACAGGUCUGGUGUUCCAUUAUGAUGCAUUCAUCAGCGAUAGGGCUGGCUCACCAUGCGAGGCGGCCUUCCUCUCCUCGCACGACGACGUCGAGAUGCGCGUACUGUGUUCCCCGACAAAUUUGCACACAAUCAAGAUAUUCAAUGUCUGUCUGACCUUUUUCCUCGAGCAAGCCCCGGAAACGGCGCGGGUGGUUGGGUUAGAUGAGGCCCAUAAGUAUAUGAACGCCUCAAUCGAAGCCCGCAAAUUCACCGACACCCUUCUGUCAGCUGUUCGGCUGCAGCGCCACCUCGGGAUCCGCAUGAUCAUCUCCACUCAGGAGCCCACAAUCUCAGCGACCCUUCUCAGUCUGUGCUUCACGACGAUCUUCCACCGGUUCAUGUCCCCGGACUGGCUGAAGGUCUUGCACAGACACCUUGCCGGCGCCGCCGAGGAGCCUCACCGGAGCGAUCCCGACGACCCCAGCGUCCAAGCCCAUGUCUCCCUGCUCAAUCAGAUUCUGGACCUUCAAGUCGGCGAGGCGCUCCUUUUCUCGCCCAGUGCCAUCAUAAAGGCGAGCGCCUCCGAGGAUGGCGACCUGAAGUUCCACCGAUUAGGUGCGGAACCCCUGCGGAUUAGGGUUCGGCACCGCAUCACCUCCGAUGGGGGACAGACUGUGCUUUCACUGUGA
This is a messenger RNA of Aspergillus aculeatus ATCC 16872, 813 nucleotides long. RefSeq lists its product as uncharacterized. Lineage: Eukaryota; Fungi; Ascomycota; Eurotiomycetes; Eurotiales; Aspergillaceae. The record is from RefSeq and is a predicted model, not a curated record. The transcript has 2 exons. The annotation marks the transcript as partial.